Molecule: messenger RNA, 159 nt
Organism: Spirodela intermedia
Lineage: Eukaryota; Viridiplantae; Streptophyta; Magnoliopsida; Alismatales; Araceae
Source: the annotation of a GenBank genome assembly
AUGGCGCCAAAGAUAUCAAAUGCAUGUUUUGAAGCCUUAGAAGCAGACAAUGAGAACCUUCGAGUAGACCAAAGAAGGAUGGUCAAAGAGAUGCAGAAAGCAAGGGAGGAAUCCAUGGAUUUGAUGUGUCAAGUCCUACAGAACAUACAUCAAUUCUAA